Messenger RNA from Alosa alosa (allis shad), 1914 nucleotides. It is a transcript of the gene e2f3, whose product is annotated as E2F transcription factor 3. The record is from RefSeq and is a predicted model, not a curated record. Gene Ontology annotation, molecular function: RNA polymerase II cis-regulatory region sequence-specific DNA binding; DNA-binding transcription factor activity, RNA polymerase II-specific; protein dimerization activity. The transcript is spliced from 7 exons. Gene Ontology annotation, cellular component: RNA polymerase II transcription regulator complex. NCBI's taxonomy places the organism in Eukaryota, Metazoa, Chordata, Actinopteri, Clupeiformes, Clupeidae. Bases 243 to 1565 code for a protein of 440 amino acids. Gene Ontology annotation, biological process: regulation of transcription by RNA polymerase II.
CCCUUCAUUCAUUGUCAGCUUCCUGGAGCCAUUUUUCUAGCUGCCGGGGUGGAGUUCGCGUCUCUUUUAAAUCCAUUCCAUCGGACGAUUUUAGACAAUACAAUUACACAAUUUUAGAAUAAAUAUUUUCGUAAGACAUUCGUCUAUUGAUUUUUGUGAUUAUUUUGAUAAACUGUCCGUGGGAUUUAUAUAAAAAUAUAUCCCAACCAAAGGAGGGACAAAGGGAGCCCGAGCCUCCGAAGAUGAGAAAGGGGGUUUCCUCGGUCCCGGAGAAAUUGAUAUUAUCGGGGGUCGGGGGCUCUACCCUUGACAGAAAUUCAGUUUUAACGCAUCUACCUGAUCGUCUGACCACCGGUUAUUCCACUGCUACUUAUAUACAAAUAAUUACUCCACCGUCCUGUGCAGCACAGUCUAACAAUGUCUGUGCGCCUGAUCCUCAAACUGGCAGUUUGCUGUAUACUACUCCCCACGGACCAAGCAACGGAACGGGACAACGACCACCUUUAGGACGACCUCCGGCAAAACGUCGUCUGGAGCUUGAUAUCACAGACCACCAGUACAGUGACCCUACCAAGACUGCAAAAGGCAAACGGGGACCCCUUCAGCCGAAAAGCCCCAAAACACCCAAAUCUCCACCAGAGAAGACCCGCUAUGACACGUCACUGGGGCUGCUGACCAAGAAGUUCUGUCAGCUCCUGGCCCAGUCCUCGGAUGGCGUUCUGGACCUCAACCAAGCAGCUGAGGUUUUGAAAGUCCAGAAGAGACGCCUCUAUGACAUCACUAACGUUCUGGAAGGUGUCCGCCUCAUCAAGAAGAAAUCCAAAAACAACAUCCAGUGGCUGGGCUGCAGUCUGACCUCGGAAGGGGGCCCCCUCUCUCAGCACCACCCAAAGCAGAGUCUGGACCGGGAGAUACUGGAGCUGAGUCAGGAGGAGCGGCGGUUGGACGAGCUCAUCCAGACGUGCACACACAAGGUCCAACGAAUGACCGAGGACACGCAGAACCAGAAAUAUGCGUACGUCAGCUAUCAGGACAUCCGUCGGAUCAGUAGCCUCAGAGACCAGACGGUAAUUGUGGUCAAAGCUCCACAGGAGACCAAACUGGAAGUGCCUGAUCCCAAAGAAAGUUUACAGGUCCACCUGAGCAGCUCACAGGGCCCUAUUGAUGUCUUCCUCUGCACGGAUGAAAACAACCCCGGCAGCCCCCUGAAGAAUGGCCUGGAUGUGAAUGGGAACCACACCGCCUUUGUCAAAGUUUCUCAAGAUGGCGUGUCUAGCGAUGGAAUCACGGUAAAUGGUGGCAACGGCACAAGUGGCAGCAGCAUGAUCAGCACCCCGGUGAAAAGCCAACCGCCGAACCUCGGCGUUCCGCCCCUAUCCCCGCUCUCGGCCUCCCUCUCGAGUAUCCUCCAGCAGACCGAUGACCAGAUGCCCUUCGUCACGCUCUCGCCUGCGCUGCUGAGCGACGACUACAUGCUGGGCCUGGAGGAUGAUGAGGGCAUCAACGACCUGUUUGACUCCUACGACCUGGACACGCUCCACUUCGAUGACCUGCUUUGCAACUGAUCUCUCACCUCCAAGGCCCCAGGGCCCCCUGAAGCAAUGAUUGUAGAGAGGAGAGGAUUACAGUCUGGCUGAUGAGGUGGCUGUCUAAGUGGUGGUGGUGGUGAGUAGCAGCUACACCGAAAGCGCAGAGAAUGAGUUCACCCAGGGAACCCUUUGGUGACACGUGUGCACCUUAUUGUGGGAGAAGUGAAGUGACUACUGGUCUGGAAUGUGGGUGAGGCAAGGAGGGGUAAUGGUGGGCAGAAACGCUUCACUGGGCUCGGUGGUCACACUACGAUGUUGCACUCCAGGAUUCUCUCGGCCACAGACUUUUGUUGGUGCCCUUAAAGCUAAAGACUGCUGUGUGUGC